AUGCCUCGAGGAUUUCUGGUGAAGAGGACCCGGCGGUGCUCGGCCUCGUACCGGCCCCGAAACAACAACAAAUCUGGGCCGUAUGACGGUGACAGGAGCAGCAGCGACCACACAGAGGCGACUAGAGUACCGGUGAAGGGGAACUACGUGUUGACUAUCUCCCCGUUUGACCGGACAGAUGGACUGCUGCCGGUGUCCCGCGAGGACCCCGCCGGUGUCAGAGAGGCUUGGAGCCCGCACGUGGAGUCCGCGCUGGAGGCUGAGGCGGACCGGCGCGCGCAGUUACCGGAGACCGAGGAGCAGGUGAGCGAGGUGGACGUUUUAACUCCGGACGGUCCCGACUUCUCCUGCUUCUUCCCGCCUCCGCCGCCUCUACGCGACCUGUCGUCACCGGAGUCCUGCAGCCCCGUGAAACCGGUCGGCACGAGGAUGCUGGAGCGGCGCGAGGACGCAGAUCAGCAGCAGGUGCUCCCCGGCAGGUGCCUGUCAUUGUCAUCCUCCUCCACGGGGUCGGAGUUACCGGAGCUGCCGUUCCUGGUGAGCUCCACGCCGGCUUCUAUAGAGCGGCUCCUCGCGGGAGGCAGCGGCCGCCACCACUCGCCGUCCUACGGUAACACUGACCCGAGCAUGACCCAUGUGCACUUGUUCCCGCCGCUGACGUUAAUGAGCCCGGAGCGGCAGCACGCGGAGAGGAAACGCUCGUUCCUCGAACCGGAUCAGCGCGUGAGACACAGCAAACAGUCCUCCGGUAACCAAUCAAAGAAACCCAAAGCAAACCGGAAGCUCAACUUCGAGGAUGAGGUCACGACCUCUCCGGUGCUGGGUCUGCGGAUCAAGAAGGAGAGUCCGGAGAUGAGGAGGCAGCGAGAGAAGUCGUGCGCGUCCACCGGGAACCAGCCGCUCCGGGACUUCAUCUGCCAGCUGUGUAAGGAGGAGUACCCGGACCCGUUCUCCCUCGCGCAGCACAAGUGCUCCCGCAUCGUGCGCGUGGAGUACCGGUGUCCCGAGUGCGACAAGGUCUUCAGCUGUCCCGCCAACCUGGCCUCUCACCGCCGGUGGCACAAACCGCGUCCGGUAAACAACCAGGGAGCAGAGACCCCCACCAACAACAAGAGCCAGCCGUUAAAGGAGGCGCGCGGGCUCCUCCAGCACGAGCGGCCGCCGGUAGAGAUGGAGGGUAAAGAGAACGAGCUGCUGCGCGUCCACGCCAAUCAGCACCACCGGGCACCGGACAGCUCCCGAAUCAGGCGAGAACAGUCCCUGCUCCUGCUGCGCGCUCGCUCCCGGGACAGCCCCGACACCGACAGCCUCCCGCCGCCUCCUCACUACGACUCCUCCCCGCCCCGGUACCGGCUCCCGGGGGAGAGCCGCCUGGAGCUGCAGCAGCAGGUGAGAGCGGCGGACAGUCCACCGUCCAGCCUGUUGCUGCUGAACGGAAACCCGGAGGAGCAGCAGCAGCAGCAGCCGCCGUCGUCUCUCUCACAUCCGCACUUACCGUUCGUGCAGUCGUUACCGGAGGAGGAGGUGUACGAGUGCCGGUACUGCGGGAAGAAGUUCCGGCGGCAGGCUUACCUCAAGAAACACCUGGCCGCGCACGAGGCGACAGCGCGAGCGGCGUCCCCGCCCCCGUCGGCGUACGGUCAGGCUCGAGACGGCAGCCAGGUGUUCCUGUGUCACCUGUGCGGCGCGCGCUUCCCGUCGGUAGAAAUCCGGGACAAGCAUCAUCUGUGGCACGCGAUGAGGGACGAGUUACUGGCGGGAGGAGGAGGAGUGUUCCACGCGCACCGGGAGGAGAACGGCACCGGGGAGUGUGAUCAGCAGCAGCAGCAGCAGCAGCAGCAGAUCUUCACGUGCAAACACUGUCCCUCCACGUUCUUCAGCUCCCCGGGACUCACGAGACACAUCAACAAGUCUCACCCCACCGAGAACCGGCAGGUGAUGCUGCUGCAGAUGACCGUGAGACCGUAGAGACGAGACAAUAACGACAAACUGCGGUUGGUAGGAAAAUAAAACUCUGGUUGUGUUGUGAAUUCUCCCUGAGGCCUGUUUGCUUCAGUUGUGUUUAGAAGACAACAAGUGUAUCAGUUGUGUAACCGGAUGAGGAUCGUGAUCACCGAUGAUUGAGCAACAUGACGUGUGAGCUGUUUCACUCCGGUCUGUGAUGACGUCACACACUGUCCACGGUCGGGACGCCACAUAAUUAAAUGUAACUGUCCGAGGUGCUGAAACUAAACCACAACAUCUGUCCGUGGUGCUGAAAGAUUUUAUUGCUAUUAUCGUAUAUGAAAUUAUCUUGUUUUUUUAUUUCAUUAAUUAGAAACCUGAGCAUAAUCCUUAAUCAAUAAAUACACUCAAGCAGGAUUGUUAUAAUGGAAUUUUAAAGUGUGGGGACAAGAAAGUAUCUUUAAAUCUUUUAGGAAAAAACUAUUUAAAUCUUUAAGUUGUUGUAAUAAGGGUUAAAACAGAAUCACACAAUCAUGACAGACAUUUUCUUAAUUUCUAAUCUGAUCUGAUCUGUUGAUUACAAUUACAACCAAGCGAAGGGGACAGACUGUAGUUUAACUUAAAGGACAUUUUCAAUAUGACAAUUAAUUAUGAAGAAUGUUAUACAUAUAUAUUGUUCACUCCACUAACGAGAUGUUUAAACUCAUAUUCAGCAGAUUUCUGUGGCAAAGUAAUCAGAUUACACCGAUGUUCAGCAGCAGUGCAGUGGGUUACAUUACUGACCCGUAUGAUGUGUCACACAGAGCCAGACCAUGAUACCUGCAAUCACAUUUAAAAAGUGACCUUCCUUCACCUGCAAUCAAUGCCCUGACUCUAGUUUAAGGACAAUUUCAUGUACAGUAAAAGAACAGUAACAUAAAGAGAAAAUGGUCGAUCAUCUGACCAUAACGCCUUUUAUAGUAAAUGUGUCAGUUUUCUUCUCAGCUAUAAAAUAUUUUCAUACAGAAAUGGAACAUGUGAUGUUAGUACUGCUCGUAAAGUGUCCUCUGUGUUUAAUGAUGAUAAGUUACUGUUCAGAUAUUUGCUAAAUGCCUUCAAGAUGAUAAAAUGUAAUUGUAAUGCUGAAGAGCCUAUACAGGACUAUUUUGA
Messenger RNA from Paralichthys olivaceus (Japanese flounder), 3093 nucleotides. RefSeq names its product insulinoma-associated protein 2. Gene Ontology annotation, molecular function: DNA-binding transcription repressor activity, RNA polymerase II-specific; RNA polymerase II cis-regulatory region sequence-specific DNA binding. The record is from RefSeq and is a predicted model, not a curated record. Gene Ontology annotation, cellular component: nucleus; transcription repressor complex. Gene Ontology annotation, biological process: negative regulation of transcription by RNA polymerase II; neuron differentiation; regulation of cell cycle process. Lineage: Eukaryota; Metazoa; Chordata; Actinopteri; Pleuronectiformes; Paralichthyidae.